Bactrocera dorsalis (oriental fruit fly) is the source of this 540-nucleotide messenger RNA. RefSeq names its product 40S ribosomal protein S11 (gene RpS11). Bases 19 to 486 code for a protein of 155 amino acids. NCBI's taxonomy places the organism in Eukaryota, Metazoa, Arthropoda, Insecta, Diptera, Tephritidae. The record is from RefSeq and is a predicted model, not a curated record. The transcript is spliced from 4 exons. Gene Ontology annotation, biological process: translation. Gene Ontology annotation, molecular function: structural constituent of ribosome. Gene Ontology annotation, cellular component: cytosolic small ribosomal subunit; ribosome.
CUUUUCUUUUACACCAAGAUGGCUGAUCAGAACGAAAGAGCGUUCCAAAAACAAUUUGGCAUCAACCUAAACAGAAAACUCAAGCCUGGAGUGACGAAGAAGAAGGUUCUCCGUCGCUACCGCGAUAUUGGCUUGGGUUUCAAAACACCCCGUGAAGCUAUUGAUGGUACCUACAUUGACAAGAAAUGUCCAUUCACCGGCAAUGUUCGUAUUCGUGGACGCAUUCUGACGGGCGCCGUCCGCAAAUGCAAGAUGCAACGUACAAUUGUCAUUCGCCGUGAUUACUUGCACUUUGUGCGCAAAUACAGCCGUUUUGAAAAGAGACACAGAAAUAUGAGUGUACAUUGCUCACCAUGCUUCAGGGAUGUGGAAGCCGGCGAUAUUGUCACCAUUGGCGAAUGUCGUCCACUCUCGAAGACGGUGCGUUUCAACGUUCUCAAAGUCACCAAGGGACAGGGCUCCAAAAAGAGCUUUAAGAAGUUUUAAGUUCUAAUAUUUUUAACUUGAUGCUUUUCAAAUAAAUAAGUAAAUCUAAAAAAA